AAGAGGGAGUAAAUAAAAAUAUUGAGAGCAAACUGGACGUCACUUUUCUCCCUCUCUGAGUGACAAGUCCCAACCCCAACCCUCGACGAAACCCUACGGCCUAUCAUUCUCAGCGUUUGGUUUGUAAAAAAUCUGAAGAAGCAAAGAUGUCAGCAGCUCUGGAUAUGACGCUCGACGAUAUCAUCAAAAACAACAAAAAAUCCGCGCCCGCACAUUUCCGCGGCCGCGCCCGACCCUCCGGAUCCGGACCUUCUCGUCGUUUCAACAACCGUGCCGCCAACCGCGCCGCACCCUAUUCCACUGCCAAGGCGCCGGAGACGGCGUGGCAGCACGAUUUUUAUGCAGGUCAACAUGCGGCUGUGGCGGGGUACCCUGCUCAAGGGGGUCGUGCCUCUUCCAUAGAAACUGGAACCAAGCUCUACAUUUCAAAUUUGGAUUAUGGUGUUUCCAACGAUGAUAUUAAGGAAUUGUUUUAUGAAGUUGGGGACCUGAAGCGGCAUGGGGUUCAUUAUGACAGAAGUGGUAGAUCGAAGGGUUCGGCAGAAGUAGUCUUUUCUCGACAAGCUGAUGCUAUAGCUGCUGUAACGAGAUAUAACAAUGUUCAAUUAGAUGGGAAACCAAUGAAGAUAGCGAUCGUGGGAACAAACAUUUCUACACCUGGUGUGGCUCCUCCUGCAAAUGGAGCUGUUGGAAAUUCAAAUGGGUUUCCUCGAAGUGGACAAGGAAGAGGUGGGGCAUUCAGAAGGCCAGGAGGAAGAGGGCAAGGCAUUCGAAGGGAACGAGGACGUGGAAGAGGUCGUGGUGAAAAGUUAUCUGCAGAUGAUCUUGAUGCUGAUUUGGAGAAGUAUCAUGCAGAGGCAAUGGAAUUGAACUGAAGGAAUUAUCAUUGUUCUAUUUUCAAGCUAUUACAUCUAUAUGGUUGUUGGGGGCUUGGUGAUGGAAUACGUGUUUAUGUAUCUUUGUCGCGGCCCUACUUUUUAGGAAAAGGGGAUGGAUUACUUCUAGCAUGUAAUAUGCACUCAAGGUUGCUUUCAUUGGCUUUAAUUUGUUUUACCAACAAGUGGAUUAUGAAGGUGGGAACCAUGAUCUCGUCUGUCAAUGCUCAAAGAAAUGUUUGGCUGCAAAAUGUGGGAGGCUGCAGAUUUCGCCCACAGCUGUUUUCUUGUUUUGAUUAAACCAAUACCAUUACAGUGGAAUCCUCAAUUAAGGUAGACUCCCAGCCUUUUCUUUCCUCCCUACCACCCCACCAAAAAAAAAAAAAAAAAGUCACGUGAUCUCAUGUUAUUAUAUGACCUUGUGCUUUGCUAUACUUGUUUUAGUUAACAAGGUUUGUUAUCUUAAGAUGUUUGGGAGAACAUCUUUUCUGACUCUGGUAACUUUGGCAUAUAUUGUGAGAUGGAAUAUAUCAUCUGUUCUAUUUGACUACAUCAAGUGCACCGGUUGAGAUACACUUCUACGGAUGAAGUUAACAAUCCUUAGUAUUUAUUUUACAUUCACUCAUGUUCAUUCAGGUUCUGUUGUCCGUGUUGCGAUUUCGACACCCACUGAAUAACUCAACUGUCGUGGGGGGUAGAAGUCACGUGCUGGUUCCGUUUGAUCAGGCUAUUGUUUACUGGCUGAAAGUGAGAUGAACGUAGUCUAGGGAGCAGUUGAUAGAAGUGCUUGUUUGCUUAUGCUUUCUAGAGUGGGUAGCUGUUGAAGUAAACAGACAGACGUUGGGGGACAUGAACAUUAUACUUGUGCACUUCCAAGCUGUGGGAAAGGGAAAGGGUGAAUGUUAAACUUCCUCUAAACAUAGUGUAACGUUUACCCUUUAAUGAGGUUUUUUAAAUAAUCAAAGUGGGCAGUCUGAUAGGCGAAGAAUAUGUAUGUCAUUUGAACGCUUGAGGAAUAAUCCACUACGUGGUAUCUUUUUAACGCAUUAUGAUCGACUGGAUUGCUAACUCGUUCAACAGCUGACCUGUGUCUCUGCCAAGUGGAUUUAUCGUGAUGCUCCCCCUCAUGCCAUAGCCGAAACUUGCAAAGGGUUGUUUCUGAUAUGCUGGGGUAAAUGAAUAUGAAUAAAAGCAAUGCUUCUGCACCUCAGUGCUGCUAAUUCUU
Messenger RNA from Abrus precatorius (Indian licorice), 2100 nucleotides. RefSeq names its product THO complex subunit 4A-like. The transcript is spliced from 5 exons. Gene Ontology annotation, biological process: mRNA export from nucleus. The record is from RefSeq and is a predicted model, not a curated record. Lineage: Eukaryota; Viridiplantae; Streptophyta; Magnoliopsida; Fabales; Fabaceae. Gene Ontology annotation, molecular function: mRNA binding. Gene Ontology annotation, cellular component: nucleus. Bases 147 to 875 code for a protein of 242 amino acids.